AUGGCAACAGCGGCAGAACCGGGUCGAAGGUUGAGGACGGCGUGUGACCGUUGCUACAGGCUCAAGGAGCGAUGUACACGUCUGUCUAUCGCCCACAGCUGUGCAAGGUGCGAUAGACUGGACUUGUCCUGCGCAACUGUCCGUCCGCAACGACCAGCAGGACGAAGACCUCACCGCAGCCCCGGGGACCAUCGUCGAGACUCUGGGCGAAGUUCGAGCCAGGCUGGGACGAACGAGGCGGCCGAUGUGAGUCCUAAUCCUCCACCGCUGGACAUUGGGGCAUGGCUCCGUGGUGUUCCCCAUCUCCGUCGGGAGGAGAGGGAGAAACUGCUGUUCUUCCUGGGCCGACCGGAAAACCUCGACUGUUGCGUGGUGAGUCCCAAUUUUCGAGACGCCGAGCAGCGCUCUUUGGCCGCUCCGCUGGCCACGGCCUUGCCGGUGCUCAAGGACGCGUAUCUGGCGUGCGCCGGAGCCCUGAAGUUGAUCCAACCUCCUCAUCCUCCUGUUCAUGCCGCCGAGCUGGAGGUGGAAGUGGAGGUGUCGGAUGAAGACGUCAAUCUGCGGCAUGCAUUGGCCGCCAUGACAACACUACGCGCUCUGCCCGUCGCCACUCCCCAAGAUGCAGCGCUGUGCCUCACCCUAGGUGUAUCUCUGGCUCUGUUCGUCUACUCGGCCAUCGGCCAGGGUGUGUACGAGAUCUCGCGCCACUGCCUCAGCGUGGCCAAACCGUUUGUCGAAAUGGACACAUUGGAUUCGGACGCCGAGCAAUGGCUCACCUUUCUGGUUCUGUUCGAGAUGACAGAUUGCCUGGUCCACCGGCGUCGGCCGACCAUCAGAUUGCCAGCACAGGGCCGCCUGUCCGGAGGAAGCGCGGUAGACCGGCACCUGGGGCUUUGUGCGCCUCUCCUGUCGUUCUAUCACGACCUUUGCGUCGUCAGCCACUCGCUGGCCAACACCACCGACGCGAGCUACAUGGCCCUGAUAGAGGAGCAGUUGGGUCGGAUCCAGGCUGACGUGCAAGCGUGGCAGCCGUCGCAGCCCGACCGGUUUGUCGAGCGCUUCGACACGGCAGAGGUGGUGCAUUUGCUCGCCCAGGCCCGGUUGUACCGGCUGGCGGCGCUCCUGGUCGGCCACCGACUGCGGUGUGCCUUUGGCGAGCAGGACGGCCAGGCCGACAUCUGGGCGACCGAGAUCAUGACCGAGCUGGAACUCGCCCGGCGGAUCACGGGGCGGUCGACCCGCUGCGUGACCCUGCCGUUCGUCGCCGCCGCGAUUGAGAUGCGUGACCCGGCGGCCAGGGUCAAGGCCCUCCGGGACACGGACGAGUACGUGGACCAGUUCACGCCCGUGGUGCAGAGGGCCACCAAGACCUUCUUGUCCCGGGUCUGGCGCGACCGGGACCGAAAACUCACGGCCUCCUGGUUCGACUCGACCUGCAAGCCGUGUGUCGUCUUGGCCUCGAUAGACAAGGCUCUGUUUGGUUGA
This is a messenger RNA of Capronia epimyces CBS 606.96, 1485 nucleotides long. RefSeq lists its product as uncharacterized. NCBI's taxonomy places the organism in Eukaryota, Fungi, Ascomycota, Eurotiomycetes, Chaetothyriales, Herpotrichiellaceae. The transcript has a single exon. The record is from RefSeq and is a predicted model, not a curated record. Gene Ontology annotation, molecular function: zinc ion binding; DNA-binding transcription factor activity, RNA polymerase II-specific. Bases 1 to 1485 code for a protein of 494 amino acids. Gene Ontology annotation, biological process: regulation of DNA-templated transcription.